GAGACAAGUUUGAUAAAAAUUCGAUAUCAACCCCAUCUUAAUUGUUGACAAAAAAUUCGAUCUAAUCCAAAAUUCGAUUUAAAAUAAUAAUAAUAAUAGAUAGCCCUCCAGGGUCGGAACGAGGUCCGACAGAAUAGAGUUGGAUUGCUAACCCUAUUGAAAUUCCUGAGUCCUGAUUCCUGACCGCAUUAACUCAAAUAAGGUCCGAGUUGGUAGAGAAAACAGCAACAGUUUGGAACACAAAGAGAAAGAGAUCAUGGCUAUUGAUGCAAUCGAAGCUUCAUCUCCUCCCUCUCAAACCCCUUCCAAUUCCAGCUCUUCCAAUCAACUUCACCACUUCUACGUGGCCGUCGACAGACACCAAUUCAAAAUGGAGACGUUGAUUGACCUCCUAGGCGUGGCGGGUCGACGCACGUGCCUUCCGAUAGUAGUCUGCUGCAGUUCACGUGACGAGCUCGACGCCGUCUGUUCCGCCGUCUCGAACCUCCCUUACAUUUCGUUGUCCUCUUUGUACAGCGAUCAAGCUGAAGCAGAACGAUGUUUAAUUUUGGAGAAAUUUAGGGAGGCAACGAUGAAUUGGAACCAACAAGUUAAGGUUCCGACAGGAGAUGGUCUUGAAAUUGAAAAAGAUGAGCAGAAAUCUUGUAUGAUUGUUGUAACCGAUGCCUGCCUCCCACUUCUUGCUUCUGGGGAAUCUCCUAUCUCAGCUCGUGUUUUGAUUAAUUAUGAAUUACCAACAAAGAAGGAAACAUAUAUGAGGCGCUUGACUUCGUGUUUGGCAGCAGAUGGAAUUGUGAUCAAUAUGGUUGUUGGUGGUGAAGUGGUAACUCUGAAGAGCUUAGAGGAAAGCAGUGGCCUAAUCAUAGCUGAGAUGCCCAUUAAUAUUUCUGAGAUUUUGUGAUGAUUUUCGGUCUUCUGCAAUCUCUAAAUACGUGACAGAGGAUAUGAUCCUUCACACUUUCGACAGCAUUCAGAGUGCUGAACAUAUCAGCUGGUGUAUGAGUCGUGACACUGACAUUGAACAUUAUUCUUGUAAUAGUCUAUGCAAUCUCUUCUUAGUUUUAGAUAUAAGCUUCUUUUGUACCUCUGUCAUCUUAUCGUGUGCGCAGACUCAAUUUGCAAAGCCUUCAAAUGUGGAUCUAGGAGUUUUUAAGGAAGAAAAAACCAUAUUUUUUUUCUUCCUUCUGUUUGUUUUGUCUGAUGCCUGUAAUUUCCAGUUUUAUGGAAGAAAGCCAUCUUUCCUUUCCUGCAGAAUGCAGUUCAAAGGAUGUAUGUUUGGGCUGGGUCAUCAUUUAAUGAUAAAACAAUUGUUUGCUGGCAAGUUUAAAAAUGUUGCUCGCCCUUGAACAAAAGUAUGAGUCGGUUCCAGUUUAGUUGGCAUACGUAUAGGCUAAAGUCAUGCCAAUGGGCCCUAGUUCAAAUUGGCUGUGGACUUGCCUCCUAGCAAAAAUGCAAUUACUGUCAAA
This is a messenger RNA of Durio zibethinus, 1466 nucleotides long. RefSeq names its product initiation factor 4A-like protein. The record is from RefSeq and is a predicted model, not a curated record. Lineage: Eukaryota; Viridiplantae; Streptophyta; Magnoliopsida; Malvales; Malvaceae.